AUUCUAUUUAAACCCGCCAGAACCCACAGUUUCUCUGUAACAAGAAAAACUAACUUUCUUCUUUCUCUACAAGCUCUGUUUCAAUGGCAAGCUCUGCUUCAAUGGCGAUCAACCCCGAAUCAGCAAAAGCUCUCUUCGGACCCGAAUCGUACCCGCUCGUCAAACUACUAAGCCAGCUCAACAGCGAUGACGAUGAUCUUCGUAAACCAGCAAAAGCUCUCAUCGAUUACACCAAAAAGAACUACCCAAAUUCUUUGAUUGAGAAACUUUUCGAAACAAUUCAACGUAGCCAGCCAUCAUCGCGUACGGGUAUUUUCUGUUACAAGCUUUUAACCGAUAUUUUACUACCCUUUUGGCCCAAACUUUCAUCAACUACGCAAAAUGAUUUGAUGGUUAAGUUGUAUUACAAAGUUCGGCGUGAAAGCGAUUAUGAAACACUAGAGGCUUGUUGUUCUUGUGUAUCGAGUAUAGCGGGUUUGCUUUUCCCUAAAUAUGAAUGGAGUUAUUUGUUUUUCUUUAUGAUUGAGAAUUUGGGUUCGGAUUCGAACAGAAAUUUGGGUGUUUUGCUUUUAUGGGAUGAAUUGAUACCGAAAUGUCCUGAGAUUUUUGUACCAUUUGUUGAUUGUUUGAUUGAGGGGUUUACAGAUCUUAUGCCUACUAUAACGGAAGAACAUCGAUCUGGGGUUCUUGCAGCUAGGGCUUCUGUGAAAUUGAUUUUGUAUUUGUCAAACCCCGCCAGUUAUUGCAAGUUUUAUGGUCUUUUAGGGCAUGUUCUAAUGACUUUGAUAAUGGCAUGUUCCGAUGAGGAGGUUCUUGUGUGUAGUGUUCUUGAGGAUAUGAUUGUUUUAGCUGGUGUAGAGACCGCGUUUUUUGAAGGUAAUAUUGGUGUUGUGUUUGAGUCUAUGGUGAAGUUAGCUGAGUGUUUGAAGUUGGGGGAAAAGUCAAGGCAACUUGCUAUAGAGUUUGUUGUUACUGUAGCUGAGAAUAGGGAGAUUGGGUGUGGGAUGAUAGAGAUUGUACCAAAAGAAGAAGUAACUAAGUUGCUUAAUGUGUUGAUUAAGAUGUUGGUGCAUAUUGAAGAUGACCCUCGUUGGAGAAAUGCAAUUAGUGAUGAUAAAAAUGAAGGGGAGUUGAGUAUGUGCAGUUAUGGUAUGGAGAGUCUAGAGAGGUUAGCAAUUGCAUUAGGGGGAGAUGCAAUUCUACCUAAUUGCCCUGCGUGCUUGUUCAAGUUCUUGGAUGAAGAAGAUUGGAGAAUUCGUCAUGCUGCCGUUACUGCUAUUGGACUGAUAUCAGAAGGAUGCUCAAAGGCAUUGUUAGUGGAGAUGGUGAAAUUUGGACAGUCUAUUGUGAAUCUAAUGUAUGAUAGCCACCCUCGAGUACGUUGGGCCACAAUUCGUACAAUUGGUCAGCUAUCAACCCAUCUGAGCCCGCGUUUUCAAGAGGAAUAUCUUUGGCAGCUCCUUCCAGCUUUCAUAGAAGUAUUGGAUGAUUUUCAUAAUCCCAGGUUGCAGACACGUGCAGCUUCAGUGAUAUGGUUGUUCAGUCACAAUUGCCGUGAAGAUGACUUGAAACCUUACCUGCACAAAAUAGUGAGUAAAUUAGUCGGGUUUCUACAGAGAGGAAUGACAAUGAGGAAAGAAGCAGCUCUUGAAACUUUAGCCUAUUUAGCUAGUUCAUUGCAGGAAGACUCUGCUUACAUAUAUGAUUCUAUAAUGCCUUAUCUGAAAGUUAUCUUGGAAACUGCUACUAAAGAUACAAGUCGCACGCUACUUGCCAAAUCCAUGGAAUGCAUUACCAGGGUUACAAUGGCUUUUGGAAAUCAAGCAAUCCUUGGUUAUGUUGAAAAGGUCACUGCAGUACUCAUUUCACUGCAAGAAACUCAAACAGAGAUAGAAGAUCCAAUGAGGAAAUUUUCAUUACUGGCAUACGGUAGACUAUGUAAAUGCUUGGGGGAAGAUUUCCUUCCUUAUCUAAGUCUUGCCAUGCCCAUUGUGCUAAAAUCUGCUCAGCUAAGUGUUUCCAAUAGUUCAGAUACAGAUGAUUCUGAUGAUGAAAGCAUGAUUAAAGUCACCGCUGGGAAUAAAACGAUCCGGAUAAGAAGUGCACUUCUGGAAGAGAAGGCCUUGGCCUGUCAUAUGCUAUGCUGCUUUGCAGCUGAGUUAAAGGGACGGCUGCAUNNUCUCGUAGUCAAAGGAAAACAUCUGUCUAUUGGAAACAGCCUCUCUACCUUCAAAGGUAGGGGUAAGGUUUGUGCACACACUACCCUCCUUAGAUCCCACAAGUGGGAUUACACACGGGAAUUCAUGAUUAAAGUCACCGCUGAGAAUAAAAAGAUCCGGAUAAGAAGUGCACUUCUGGAAGAGAAGGCCUUGGCCUGCCAUAUGCUAUGCUGCUUUGCAGCUGAGUUAAAGGGACGGCUGCAUUUAUGGGUUAAUGAGGUUGUUAGUGCUUUAGUUCCGAAUCUUACCUUCGAAUUCAGCGAAGAAGUAAGAAUGACUGCCAUUUCUGCAAUGCCGUUACUGUUAAAUUCAGCUUCUUGUGCUAUGAAGAAAGGGCUUCCUGUAACAGGUUGUGGCAAGGCCCCAGUUCAAAAGCUAUCUAACACUAUCAUCCCAUCUUUGCUUGACGCGUUAAAGAAGGAGUCAAAGGUACAAGUUCAAGCAAGACUAUUGGAGGCAUUCAACGAAAGCAUUCAGAUUCCGGGUUCACAUCUAAGUAAACAUCAAGCUGAAAAAUUUGUUGAAGGCAUAUCAAAGGUUCUCUUAACUUGCUCAUACCGCAAAACAGAAAGAGAGAAAAGAGCUAAAGAACACACAGAUUCAAGGGAGCAGAAACUACUUAAGGAGGCAGCUCAACAACACUUAACUAUAUGUAGAAACAUUGGCAUUUGCCUCGAAACUAUGGUGAAAAUACUUAAGGCAUCAUUCUUGCCCCUUUUAGACAAGUUUUUGCCUUAUGCAUCACUUAUGUGGAGUAAUGAUAGAACAGCAGAAGAAAGAAGAAUUGUAGUGCACCUUUUCCGUGAAGUUGCUGAGCAGUGCCGCGAAGAAGCAUUCAGGCAAGUCUCUUAUGCAAUUUUCAAUGUCUUGUUAAUCAUGGUAACCUCAAUUGGCUUAGAUGAACGUCAUUUUUUAUUAUUAUUUUAAAAAUCAGGUA
Messenger RNA from Solanum stenotomum, 3156 nucleotides. RefSeq lists its product as uncharacterized. Gene Ontology annotation, molecular function: nuclear import signal receptor activity. Gene Ontology annotation, cellular component: cytoplasm; nucleus. Gene Ontology annotation, biological process: protein import into nucleus. Bases 84 to 3146 code for a protein of 1020 amino acids. The transcript has 16 exons. NCBI's taxonomy places the organism in Eukaryota, Viridiplantae, Streptophyta, Magnoliopsida, Solanales, Solanaceae. The record is from RefSeq and is a predicted model, not a curated record.